GUGUGACACAAAAAAAGGAAGUAGGCUACUGAAGCCAUGGUAGUAGUAGCCUUGUUUACCACUGUAAACAAUCUGUUAUAUCAGGAAAAUAAGGUUUGCGAAAGUGAGUGAAUUUUUUCUUUCUUUCUUUUUUCAUCCUUCAAUACAGCCAUAUUCCAUCUUGUACACAUGGUGUAACCUACCUUAUUUAUUGGACUCUGUUGUAGAUAAUCAGGCUCCUGCAGGUUUUAUAUAGCAAUUGAAAUCCAUAUCAUGCAUUUCUGGAUAUGCAAAAACAUUAAAAUCAUGUUUUGCAAGCAAGUGAUUUAAGAAAAAAUCACUUUGUCGAUGUGGCCUGAUGAGUGCUGAAAAUGGCCCCAGAGGCACGCCCAGUCGGCCACACACACUCCCCAUAGCGGAGGCCAAGUGAACCCUAUAUUCUCCUGUAGGCAAUGGAUACCCAUAGGACAAGAUCUGCAUGCGAUCCAGAAUGGCAGGCAUUACCAAGAAAUUCAUUGGUGAGGACAGAAGAGGAAAAGAAAGAACUUAAAUGGAUUAAUAAAUCUCGAGACUCUAGCAUGGAUCAACUGUCACUGACAGAGUAUUCAGGAGGAUGUUCAAGGACACACAAUCCACCAGCAACACACCAAACCCACCAGCCCCUUCAAGAGAAUCAUUUUGUGCCAUUUGCCCAUGAGACACACAGUUUUAUACAGCCAUUAACACUGUCACAGUCAUCUGCAUUUGUGCAAGCCAAGAUUAAUUCUCAACAUCCUUCACUGUGUAGUAAUGACACUGAUCAAGCAAUCCUUGAUAUAAACAGCUGUGCUCAGGUCUGUGACCGUAAUGUAUUACAUGGUACAAGCCCCAUAUCAAAUCCUAUAAAUGAUUUGAAAAAUGACUUGACAGUAAAUGAAGUGGACAGUACUUCAAAACAGGAGACUGCUGGAAGAGAGCAGUGGAAGAAAAAUAUUAGAAAGAAAAUGAAAAAUCUAGGGAAGAGUUACAUAACACAGAAUGGGAAGAAAGUAGGUGAUAAAGUUUUCAAGUCAAUUAGCCAAUGUUGCUGUCAGCAAUGCUUUAAGAACUUAAGUUUAAAGGAUCAGGAAAAUAUAUUUACCUCAUUUUGGAGCAUGGGUAACUGGAACAAGCAAACAAAGUUUAUCUGGGAACAUACUGAGAUUAAAACUAAAGCCAGGAAAACUUUAGACAGGUCAUCAAGGCGAGUCCAUACUAGACAUUUUUUCUUGCCAGAUUGUUCUGGAAAUAAGGUUAAAGUUUGCAAAACAAUCUUUCUUUCUUUACUUCAGAUCUCUAAUGGUCGUUUAAGUUACUCUCUCAGCAAGAAACUUAUUGCUGUAAAUGAUGAAGAGCCUCAAGAUAAGAGAGGGUUACAGAGUCCCUCAAAUAAGACUCCUGCCAAAGCUGUAAGAGAUGCAGAAGAAUAUAUACAGUCAACAUCAUAUUACAACAUAAAAAAAGAUUCUGGUGCUAAAAUGCUUAUUGUUCCACAGGGAGUAACGAUUAGAAAGUUAUAUGCAGCAUAUCAUAGAAAGUUUGUUGAAUCUGGUAAGUUAGUUAUCAGUCUGAAAUUGUUCAGGAAGCUGUUGCCACCUAUCUUGAAAAAAGAUGCCUUAAAUAUGACUUUUAUAUUUAGCAAGCAAACAGGUGAAUCAUCUUGCAUAGGUUAUAACAAUUGUCCAACUAACAAGACAGUGAUAAUGAAGGAAGGAGUGACAAUGUGGAAUGAAAAAGGAACUUUCCCAGAAAAGCUUUCAAAGAAUGAGACUGACACAAAGCAAAGUGUAACACCAAUUCAGGGUGCAAAAGAUGUAGAAUUCAAUACACAUUCCAUUAUGCAUAAUGAAAAUUAUUUGUCAUCAACAAAUAAUCCUGCAAGGAACUGUAAUCAGAAACUGUGGAAACGCAAUAUUUCAAAGGACCUUAGGGACCGAGGAAAAAGCUACAUGUCCUCGUCUGGAAAGAUAAACCAGGGAAAAGUGUUUUUACCACAGUAUUCUUGUUGUAUAAGUAAAUGUCAUGAGACUUUCCCAGCUGAGCAACAAGAAGCUCUUUUCAAGAAGUAUUGGGCCUUGGCUUCUUGGAAUUUACAGACUAAAUUCCUAUGGGACCACAUACAAGUUGUUCAAAAAAAGGUGAACACAGCCAAAAGUGAUGAUUCACGGCGUAUUCAUACCAGGAUAUUUUUUCUUCCAAAUAAUGAUGGUGAAAAAAGAAAAGUAUGUAAAAUUCUUUUCUGUGCAACACUCCAGGUAUCAAAUGGCAGGGUUUCUCGUGCAGUUUGCUCAAAAAUGGUUGAUCCUUCUCUACCUCCUCAAGAUAAAAGGGGUAAAAGUGCUCCACAGAACAAAACAACCAUAGAAAAUGUUUCAUUUGCUUUGGAUCACAUUAAUCAGUUAUUGCAGCAUAACAGUUGUCUUCAGUCUACCUCCAGGAAGUGUAGUCUAAUAAAUGAUAUGAGUAAAAAGAAGGCCCAUGAUAUGUUCAAGAAUUCUUGUUUCGAAUAUGGAAAGAAACCUCUUUCUUACACUGUAUAUUGUCGUAUAUUACGUGAAGAUGCUUACUGUCCUGUUGAAAACAUUAAUUCAGGAAAGAAAGAAGAUAGUUGUACCUGAUUAUAUUUUUUAUAUUUAUUUUAUAAAAUGUCAUUAUGAGGAAAAAAUAUUUUAUUGUUAUUACUUUAUUAGUGCUAAAUUUGUCUACAUUUAUAUGAUGUUUGUAAAGUUAUAAUUAUAAAGUUUUUAUGUGGAUACCUGAAUUUCUAUGUUUUGUUCUAUAUCCUUGAAAUUUACUGGAGAACUUGAUCAUGACACAACUAUUUAUGGCAGUAUUGGUCAAUGCAUAUUUUAGAAGCUGGCAUAAACAGUCCCCCAAAAUUUGAAAGUCAGUGGAAAGAAGUAAAAUCAAACUGUUGUUCAUAACUCUUGUGACCAAAAAAGUUUGCCUGAUGCUGACCAUUUAGUUUUUCAGGAUGUAAAGGUUUACAUAUUACAUAUCUUUUCUGAAAAGUACACUAAUCCCAUAAUUUUACAGAUUUCAGUGAGAAUAGAUGUUAUGUUGUUUAUAUUUCACAGAGCUAGGUAAUGAAGAAAAGCAUUAAAAAAAUCCACAAACAAACUGCUUUCAUGAAAUGUCAAUAUCAUCAUUUUGCAAACAAGUAAUGAGUUUGGAGAGUUGAUCAUUAGCUUUAGAAUGAUAAAAAAUUAGAAAGAAUAUGCCCACAUUUCAUCUGAAUACAGUAUGAUAGGAAACAUCAACAAAGUAUUUCUGAGGAAUUUUUACACAGUUGUGUAUAUUCAGAUUCUGAAAGAUCGACAAACCAGGAAGAUAUACUUGAUAGGCUGCUUAUUUUGUAUUGCAUAAUAUAAUUGCAUAAUAUUUUGUAUUGCAUGUAUCAUGACUGAUCCUUUUCAGUACUACAUGUUGAUCAUACAGAUAGGAAAUGCAGUUGUUCAAAGUCUUCAUCAGAUCAGUUUUAUAUUUCUCAAUAUUGUGAAUUUUAUUUCAAAGUUGUUUUCAGAGAAUUGUUAACAAAAUAUAGCAUACAACCUGUCCAAUUGAAGUUAAUGUUCAAACAAUUUAUACAAAGUAUUUUAAUUAAAUAUUUUGUGUUGUUCAGAUAAGACUACAGAGUAUAAUUAACAUUAUUUAUCCAGUUCCCUUUUUCUACUACUAAUUCAGAUGUUGGUUUUAAGAAAUAUAAAUUAUCUUUCUUGAAUCCUUCUUUCAUUACUAAAGAGUCUUGGAUCUGAAAAUUUUGUUGUUGUUGUUUCAAGUAUGUAUAAUGACAUUGUUAAACUAAAGUCCCUAUAUUGCAAAAUUUCCAACAGAAAUUGAGAUUCCAUCUGCUUACACAUUAAUAGCUAUAUCCACCAUUCAUUAACUUAGUGCCCCUGGGAAAAUGUGUUCACAGUAAUUCUGUUUUGUGAAGUGUCUCUGCACAUGGAUGACUUUCACAAAGAUAAUGCAUUUCUUAAUCUCAUUUAAUUUUCCCUUUACCUUGAGUUUUCUGGCUUUUCUUUUGAUGAUACUUAUUAUAAUUUUUUAAUAUUAUCAUUACUAAUGGUAAUAUAGGAUGAAAGAGAAAAUUUCCAAAAAUCAAGGAAAAGGGUAAUCAGGUGAGAUAGGUUGCCCUAGUAUUCGACUCCUUGGUGACUAAGCACUUGUGGAGCCAUUUAUCUUUAAAGACAAUUAAUCUAAACUGAUGUUGAUUAUGGCAUGUAUGUAUAUGCCAUCCCUGGCAUAUACAUAGUUAAAUGAUGGAAAUAGAAAGAAACUAUAUUUUUGGUUAAAGUCACUUUAUAUAGCAACAGUUUUAUGAUAAGGAAAAAUAAGAACCAAAAAUUUUGGUAUAACAACAAAGGUAUGAUUUGUGAAUGAAUAAUUAUUUGUUUUAGAUGCUAUAAAAUUACUGUUACCAUUCAAUUUAUUAAUGUCCGUCAUGUAAUGUUAUACAUAUGUAGUCACAGUAGAAGCUAAGGAUAGAUAAAAUUGAUCUGUUAACAACUUUUUAGGACUUCUUGUUGAAUAACCUUUUUUUUCAAUUAUUAUUCAACCUUAUGAAUAUAACAAAAGCAUCUUUUAUGUUUAUUAGUCAGUGUCCUUAAUCAUUCUUUAUUGACAAACACUAGUGGAUUCACCCAACCUUUUCCUUAUGCAAUAUUUACUAGGUUUGAUUAUAUUAAGCCUUAAUUUGCUCAUUGUUUGGAACCUAAUAUUUGAUUUAUUAUCUUGAACUGGUAGUGUAGGGCCCUAAAAGUUAUUUUUUACCUCACUCAGUAAUUGAGAUUCAGGGAAAUAAAUAAAUAGUGGCAUUAUGAAGUAAGAAUUUUUCUAAGUACAUCUACAUGCAUUGAAUAUCAGAAAUCAACUGCAAGGGUGGAUAAAACUGAAACAAAGCUAUCAUACUUGUUCCAAACAAGAAUGCAAGAUGAGCAUAGGGACCUUACUGGUGAGCCAAAUUCUACUUCCCAUUCUAAUUUUAACCACAGCUGCUUCCAGUUAUAUGAGUAAGGUAUACUAUGUAUAGAGUAAAAGCUACCAUUAUUUACCUACAUUCUCACAGUAUAUUGACAUUAAAAGAAGCCAUUUUGUAAAUGAAUGGUAAGUGCAUUUUUUCUGGUGGACCUGAAAAAGUUCUGUCAAUAAUUUGUG
Messenger RNA from Penaeus vannamei (Pacific white shrimp), 5154 nucleotides. RefSeq names its product deoxyribonuclease TATDN1. NCBI's taxonomy places the organism in Eukaryota, Metazoa, Arthropoda, Malacostraca, Decapoda, Penaeidae. The record is from RefSeq and is a predicted model, not a curated record. Gene Ontology annotation, molecular function: 3'-5'-DNA exonuclease activity. Gene Ontology annotation, cellular component: cytosol.